Messenger RNA from Serinus canaria (Common canary), 10439 nucleotides. RefSeq names its product xylosyltransferase 1 (gene XYLT1). Gene Ontology annotation, molecular function: protein xylosyltransferase activity. Gene Ontology annotation, biological process: heparan sulfate proteoglycan biosynthetic process; chondroitin sulfate proteoglycan biosynthetic process. The record is from RefSeq and is a predicted model, not a curated record. The transcript has 12 exons. Bases 82 to 2835 code for a protein of 917 amino acids. Lineage: Eukaryota; Metazoa; Chordata; Aves; Passeriformes; Fringillidae. Gene Ontology annotation, cellular component: membrane.
GCUCUGCCCGGCUGAAAACUCGGUGCCGCGGCGGAUGCGGCGGCUCUCGGGAGCGCGGCGGCGGCAGCAGCAGCAGCGAAGAUGGUGGCGGCUCCGUGCGCCCGGCGGCUGGCGCGGCGCUCCCGCUCGGCGCUGGUGGCGGCGCUCACCGUGCUGCUCCUGCAGACCCUCCUCGUCUGGAAUUUCUCCUCCCUCGACGCCGGCGAGGAGCAGCGCGGCGGCCGCGAGAAGCGAGACCGCGGCGGAGAGCAGCGGGGGCAGCCGCAGCGGCGCGGACCCGCCGCCCCGCACGGCAAGGCGCUGAUUGAACCUCCUAGUCCCUACACCAGCUUGGAGACUCAGGAUGGCUAUUUUUCCCACCGACCGAAAGAGAAAAUGCGAACAGACAGCAAUAAUGAAAAUUCAGUCCCCAAAGACUUUGAAACUAUUGAUAACAGUAACUUUGCUCCCAGGACUCAGAGACAAAAACACCAGUCUGAGCUGGUGAAAAAACCCCUUAGCAAACAAAAGGAGCACUUGAGAAAGAAACUGGAAGAGGAAAAGAUGAAGGAGAACUUGCUGCUGGGGAAGAACUCCAAUGAGGUGGUGCAAUUCACCGAUCACCUGGGAAAAAACAGCAGCAACAGCAACAACCUGAAGGAGAUUGACAGGUUUCCCACCGAGCAUCUUUUACAAAAGCUUGAGAUCAGCUCCCCUGAACUGAAAUACGACCAACCACCCAAGUGUGAGGUGACAGGCAAGGAGGCCAUCUCGGCCAUGUCCCGCGCCAAGUCCCAGCAGUGCCGCCAGGAGAUCGCGGACGUGUACUGCCAGCACAAGCUUGGGAAGCUGAUGCCGGAGCAGGUGACACGUUUCUGUGCCCUGGAGGGAAAAGCCAACAACAAUGUUCAGUGGGAUGAGGACUCCGUAGAAUUCAUGCCAGCCAACCCAGUCAGGAUCGCAUUUGUCUUGGUUGUUCAUGGCAGAGCUUCCCGGCAGCUGCAGCGCAUGUUUAAGGCUAUUUACCAUAAAGACCAUUUCUAUUACAUUCAUGUUGACAAGCGAUCUAAUUACUUGCACCGGCAAGUGCUGCAGUUUGCCAGCCAGUACCCAAAUGUGAGAGUCACCUCCUGGAGAAUGGCCACAAUCUGGGGAGGAGCAAGCCUUCUGACCACCUACCUGCAGACCAUGAAGGACUUAAUGGAGAUGAGUGACUGGCCCUGGGAUUUCUUCAUUAACCUCAGUGCUGCUGACUACCCGAUCAGGACAAAUGAUCAGCUCGUGGCAUUCCUGUCCAGAUACCGUGACAUGAACUUCUUGAAAUCACACGGGAGGGACAAUGCAAGAUUUAUCAGAAAGCAGGGGCUGGACCGGCUCUUCCUGGAGUGUGACACGCACAUGUGGCGCCUGGGGGACCGCAAGAUCCCAGAAGGAAUCACAGUGGAUGGGGGCUCAGACUGGUUCCUCCUGAACAGGAAGUUUGUGGAAUAUGUCACUUUUUCCAACGAUGACCUGGUGACAAAGAUGAAGAGGUUUUACUCUUACACACUGCUUCCUGCCGAGUCCUUCUUUCACACCGUGCUGGAGAACAGCCCUUUCUGUGACUCCAUGGUGGACAACAACCUGCGCAUCACCAACUGGAACAGGAAGCUGGGCUGCAAGUGCCAGUACAAGCACAUUGUUGACUGGUGUGGCUGCUCACCCAAUGACUUCAAACCAGCAGACUUUCACCGGUUCCAGCAGACUGCCAGGCCAACUUUCUUUGCCCGCAAGUUUGAGGCGGUGGUGAACCAGGAGAUCAUUGGCCAGCUGGACUAUUACCUGUACGGGAAUUACCCGCCGGGCACGCCGGGGCUGCGCUCCUACUGGGAGAACGUGUACGAGGAGCCCGACGGGCCGGGCACCCUCAGCGACGUGGCCCUCACCAUGUUCCACUCCUUCUCCCGCCUGGGCCUGCGCAGGGCCGAGACCUCCUUCCAUGCUGCAGGGGACAACAGCUGCAGAUACUACCCCAUGGGCCAUCCAGUUUCCAUCCACCUUUACUUCCUUGCUGACCGUUUCCAAGGCUUCCUGAUCAGGCACCACGCAACCAAUCUGGCUGUCAGUAAACUGGAAACUUUGGAAACCUGGGUGAUGCCCAAGAAAGUCUUCAAGAUUGCAAGUCCACCAAGUGAUUUUGGGAGGUUGCAGUUCUCAGAGAUUGGCACUGAGUGGGAUGCCAAGGAAAGGCUUUUCAGGAAUUUUGGAGGACUCCUUGGGCCAACAGAUGAGCCAGUGGGGAUGCAGAAGUGGGGGAAAGGCCCCAAUGUCACCGUGACUGUCAUUUGGGUCGAUCCCAUUAAUGUAAUAGCAGCAACAUAUGAUAUUCUUAUUGAAUCCAGUGCUGAGUUUACUCACUACAAACCACCUCUGAAUUUGCCCCUGCGACCUGGUGUCUGGACAAUAAAAAUUCUGCACCACUGGGUACAGGUAGCUGAAACCAAAUUCCUCGUUACUCCUCUCACCUUCUCAAAUCAGCAGCCUAUCAAACAAGAGGAAGCCAUCAAGUUGCACAGCGGGCCUCCAAAGAACGCGUACAUGGAGCAGAGCUUCCAGGGCCUGAACCCGGUGCUGAACAUCCCGGUGAGCGCCGCCCGCGCCGACCAGGCCCAGCGCAACGCGGGGCUCGUGGGCGCCCGCCUGGACGCCUGGGUGGACUCGCUGGUCAGCGGCGUCUGGUCGGCCGUGGACGUCUGCAGCGUGGGGCCCACGGCCUGCCCCGUGCUGCAGGGCUGUGCCCAGACCGCCUGGAGCUCCCUCAGCCCCGACCCCAAGUCCGAGCUGGGCCCCGUCAAACCCGACGGCCGCCUGAGGUAGCAUCCGCUGCGCUCUGCCCCGGCAUGGGUUUUUAAAAGGGAAUUGAACCUUGCUUCUCUGUGAAUCUCACACCAGGUUUCAGAAACCUAAGGGAAAGUUACUUUUUUUUUUGUUACUUAUUGUAAUAGAAUUCAUUUUAAGAAAACAAAACCAAAACAAAAAAAAAAAGUUCUGAAGUUCUGACAAGGCCUUUGGCACUGCCCUCUCCAUCAGCUCUGCUGGGAGCAGCUUGCCUCAUCCCACAGCCUGUGCUGUCCCAUUCCAGGUGACACUGCACCCACCAGCCUGUGGGCUUGGAAACAGUAGCACCGAGCCAUGGGGAGGGCAGUGAAGGAGCAGCUGCUAAAGGGGUUCUUUUUUAAAAUAAAUUUGUCCGUGCCUCUGCUGUUUCAUAGGCUUUCAUUAUUUUGCUAUAAUGAAUAAAUCACAUCAAAAUUCCCUUCUACUCACACUUUCUGGGGAGGUUGGUUCCUGCAGGCUGAAGCCUGUAUGGCCACAUGACCUCAGAGAAUGUGAAGUAAUUAUGGUACAGCCUCACUUGGGUUUUUAAUAACACAAAGUAAUUCUGGACACAGCUGAUGUCUGUUAUCCUAGUUAGAGAGAACGAGCAAAAGCAGAAACUUUCAGAUUCCUUUCAGAGAUUUUUUAAGACAAAUUUAAUGAUAAACUCUAAAUGAAACCAGUGUUUUGCUAUAGUAGUCUUUUAUGUCUCAUGCAGUCGGGUUCAGGGUCAGUGUACUAAGAGCAUUCAUUAAAGAACAAAGAAGUUUUUUGAAUUUCAGCCCUUUCAAAUCUGCAGGCAUUUUUGGAAGCAACCAGUACCUGAGUAUUUUCACAGGCUGCCAGUAGAGCAGGUGUGUAUGUGUAGGCUGGGGUGGGAUGUGAUGUGUCUGCUCACACCCUUUGCUCAUGAGCUGAGCUGAGCUGAGUUUUUUCUCAGGCAGUGGAGUUGUAAACCAGUAAAAUAAUAAAAUUGGGACCUAAAUCAGCAACAACAGGUUUCUUCCCUAAUUUGACUAGUGGCUAGUAAGUCUUAACACUAAUUCCCUUCCUUGGUCACAGAUCUCCUCUUCUUAAAGAAGGAUCCUUGCAGGCUUUGCCAGGGCACCUGGAAGGCUGAGCAGGAUGUGGGUCGCUGCCCAAAGCCAGGGGAAGGAGAACAAUGACAUGUUUCUCCAUGCUUUUACUUUAUUCUGUCAACAAUCUACCCUUGCCUGUCUUCAGAAUUCCUAGCAGGCUGCAUCCUUUUUUAGUCAUGUUUUUGUAUCAUUUCAGCCUGCAUUUUCUACAGGAGGGAAGAAUGAAUUUACAUUCCCAGAACUUUUUAAAAUACAGGUUUUAUAUACAAAUUCAUCUCCAACUAACGUAUUUUACCUUAGCAAAAACAUGCACUUUGUUGCUGUUGCUGUGUUAAUCUCUAGUUAGCAACAGAAUCAAAAAAGACCAUCAAAAGCCAUUGGGUUAAUUAGGAAAGAAGUCCUGUUGCUGUAAUAAAGGAAGGUAUCUGUUCACCCUUCUGUGUGCAUGGAUAACUUUCUGCUGAGAGUGAAGUGUGCGCAUCAGGAGGGAAACAGACCCUUAGAUCAUUCCAUAAUCAUGUCUCACAGGAAGGUUGAAUUCCCUUUUAAACAACACUUGCAGUAGGACUGUAACACACAGAUCCCCAUGGCUUGUAGUAUCUCUGUCAUAUUGGUUUAAAGCUACUUCAGUUUGCUUUGGACUUGAAAUUGUGGUGUCAGCUGUGCUGGCAUUAAGGCAGAGCAUUGAAAUGUUUAUCUGGCACAAAAAUGGAUGCAUAGAAGGAACAAUUUAGGUAUUUAUUAUUUAUGUUUUAGUCAAUGACUAAUUAGUAGGUGCUGCUUUUGCAGCUUGAAGAUUAUGUUAUUUUACUAACUGAAGCUGCCUUUAUUAAGAAAAGGCCUUCCUCCCCUCACACCUCCCUUUCUUUUUUUGUCUUGAUUUUGUCAGUCAUGAGCAGUAGCUUUAGGAAGGUUUGUAGCAAUGAGAGCUGAUUGGAAUUUUCCAGUCAAGAUAAUGUUCCAGCUUUUCAACCAGCUCUAGAGGCAAGCGUGUGUGAAACCAGGGUUGCCAACAGGUUUAUGUAAUAGAAUCACAGUGUUAUUACUUAUUCAGUAGGGGUUUUUAACAGUGCUUGUUUUUAAUGUAACAUUCCUUUGUGAAGUUCAUAUUUUCUGGGGACCUCCAAUCCUCACUGUGAAAUCCAGGGCUUUAUUCACACUGAUGCAACGGUGACUGCACGGUCCAAGCCCUGCAGAUGAAAUGAAGAAGGUCACAUUUAAGGCACACAAUGAAAUCCAGUAACAAGCCCAGGCAGUGCUUGUUCUCAGUAAGACUCCUGAGGUAGCCACAAAAUCUUCAGUCUGUCUUGCACAUAAGCACAUGUGUAGGGGUGCACCCACGCACACGCAUGCAGAUAACUUCGUUUUUAAAUCUGAUGUUUUUAUUCUUAAGCAGGAAUGUUUUUAAGUGCUUUUUUUGUAAGUUUUCAUUAACUAGACCAAGCAGAAGGUGACAACAAUCACAUCUUCUGUGGUUAGGGAAAAAAGCUGCCACUUUUAUAAUUUGAAAAAUAAGGUGCAAAUUAUUUUGUUUUAGUACAAAAAGGGAAAGAAAACAGAUGGUUGCUGAUAUAUCCAUUUGCAUUAUAUGCUAGGUUUAAAAUAUCUCAAAGAAAAUUUAUAUGAGAUUAUUUUCUGAAAGGCAAGAAGCAUUUAAACAGUGAAGUCUUGUAGCAAGCUGGCAAUUUCAGUGCUGUUGUUAAAAUAUAGGAUGUGGAGCUGAAGGGGUUGAUCCUGCAGUCAUUUCUCAGGCAAAACUUCCAGAGUGCUAGUGCUAAAUGAGGAUUUCAGAGUUAAGUCCAGCUUAAAUAAAAGGUAUGACAGUAUUCUGGGGGUAAAUGCUGUCUGUUUGAAGUCAUCAAAGGAUAAGCUGCUGUGUUUGGAACACCUUCUGAGGGCAGUGUCAAGUCUUGGACCUAAACAGCCACCUCUACUGUAGCUGUUAUAAUGCAGACAUGGAUCCAAAAGAUAUAUAUGAGACUCAGUGUCAGAGUUCCAAAUUCCAGUAGUUGUGAAUAAAAAACAUGUAAAGCCAGACUCUGCAUCAGGCAUCAGAGCUGGCUCCAAGGUGAUGCUGUUAAGCCCAACUUAGUCCUGCUUAGUGGCUUCUCUGGUUUGAAAUGGCAGCACUGGGAGCCUGGGAUGAAGAUUGUCAAUGGUCAGAACAGAAUAACUUCACAGAUGUUACAUUUGGUUAAAAGGAGAAUUCAGAGCAGGGACCCACAGUAGGUACAAAACACUGUGAAGAGUUAUGCAUCUUCACCUGAAUGUGCAAGUGUUCUUUUCCAGUCACAUUGGCCAAUCCUUGCUGAACAGGAUCCCAGCUGGAAGCCUGCUUUGAUCAAAAUUCCUGUCAAUGGGAGGGGUUUCUAUUUCCAUAUGCACACAUUUAUCCUCUGUGUGUAAUGCUUUGCUUGUUUAAAUUCCCUGCCCAUUCUGCAUGACAGCCAUGUAACACUCCUGUGAUCAAUCUGUAUUACAUAGAGAGGGAAUGUGGCAAAUGCAGAACAUCUACAUAUGUGAUUUAAUGAAUUAUGUCCAAAGUCAGGCUCAGCAUUAUGCAAACCUGUUUAUAUGGUAAUGUUAAACCCCAAGGCUAAACCAAAUAGCUCAAAUGACAGUUUAUUUUCACAUUUGUCCAAUUCUCUCUUUGAUGACAUUUGGACAUUGAGUAGUAAUAUUUGCAUUUUCAUUUUCUGAUAUUCAAAGGGGUUUUUUUUAGAAUUGAAAUUAUGUCUUCAUUUUUUGUGCUCUCAGCAAGCAGAGAAUUUUAACAAUUCCUUCAUGAUAGCAAGUGUUAUACAAGAAAGUCCCUCUGUAUCUCUGUUGUUAAGCCUUCAUUAUUGCUAAGCCUAGAGAUACAGGAAUGUGCAUUCAUGUGUUACAAAUUGACUUUCCUGGGUACUGGCUUCAGUGCACAAUGCCUGUACAGUUGUUUAAUGGUGUAUUAACAGUGAUCCUGCAGCACCUUCAAAAGUACCAACUAAUGUGCAUUCACUUUCCCUCCAUCUCCUGCAGCACUAAUUGCCAUCCUAAUGAGGCCUCCAUCACUCUUAGCCAUGAUUGUAGUGAGCACAGUAGUGAAGUCAGUGAAUCAGAACAGGGAUAGUGUAAACCUGACCUAAGGGAGAGAAAAAGGGUAGAGAAGAUGCUGAAACUUUGCAAAAGUUUUACAUAAUUGCUUUGCAACAAACCUUUGAACAAACUGGGCUCCUUCUGCACAGUAAGGCUAAAAACCAUUGAUGCCCUGAGAUCUCAGCUUUGAUAAACAAGAUAGACAAGAUCCAGAUAAACAAGAUCCAGAUGUUCCUUGUGGCCCAGCAAUGAGGACCAGCUUUCUGUUGAUUUCUGUAGUUCUCUUUCAUCAGAGCAUCAGAGAAUUGCCAUCUUGCCACUGGCUAAUACGCCCUCCUUGUUGUCUUCCCAGCUCCCAAAGCUUCAGGAGUUGGCCACAUGAAACCUUGGCCAACUCCAUCCAGCAUUUUCCAUAGAGCAGGAAGUUUUAUACUUGAGUGAGCUAAAUCCCCUAGGCUUCUUCAGAAACCCAGCUGCAGAUGAAGGAAGUUGGAUUUUCAGAGCAGCCUUCAGUCAGUUCAGUACCUGCACAGAGGAAGGAGUUGGUGGAAGCCAGAAGUUACCUUGUCCUGAUUUUCAGGCCUGGGAAUCUGAUAUAUGUAGGAGGAGACUUGGUUAUUUGACAGUUCAGUAACAGAAUAAGAUCGACCUGGUGGGACAUGGUUGGCAACCUUUCUCACUGGCCUUUGCUUCAGUCCAGUUGUGAAAAGAUAACGAUCCAUAUGUGUCUUUAUUUCUACCAUUCAAGACCUCCAGUGUAGUCUUAAGGAUUAGUAGGACUUAAGCCCAUAUUAAAUGACAAUUGAAAACAUCAUGUAAAGAAGCCUUUCCAAACCAAACCCUCAGGCUUCUGCCAAGGCAGCUCCAGGGAUGAUGCUGACAGUGUUAGAGAGGACAGAGCACUGCCCUUCCAGAGGCCCAGGAGGAGUUCCUGAGAGCAGGAAUACCUGCUGCUGAGCCCUGAGGGCAGCAGCUGCUGCUGCAGCCAGGCACAGAGGAGCCAAAGAAAUGUGAAUUAGGAUUGAGGACAGCAAGGAAGAAUUUGUAGGACAGCACAUUUUCCUGCAGAAUCUUCAAAGGCAAGAAAACACUCUGAUUUGUAAUUCCCUAUGAAGGUCUAUUGUAGAAGAGAUUGACCUUCAAAACCUUCACCACCAUCAUCACAGUAAGGGAAAGAAUAAUCAGGCUGAGAGCAUUUAAAAGUGAGGCUACAAGGCCUUCCAGCCUGUGCUACCCAGGACCAGGGCAGCAUUAGGGUGUCUCAGUUACGUGUGGGGUUGGGAGCAGUUACCCUCAUGAUGUGACACUGCAGGCACCACGCUGAUUCCGCUCCUUCUUACUAACAGUAGUGUGCUGAUCACUCUGCUCUUUGCUUCUGCCUUGGUUACCUUCUUUUGCUCAUGGGUGCUACCACAGCUGCUACCUCACUGUGUCUGCAAACACGUUUACCUGAGAACAACAACAAAGGUACCAGAAAUCUCCUUGAACUGAAUGUACAAUCUAUGCAAAUUCUCUUUCUACUUUGUUACAACCUAGAAGUAUUACUUGUAACCUUGCCAAAUAAACAGCAAGGUACUGUACAGGUGCCUCUGAUACCAGAGUGACAAUUCUAGGCGCGGUUCAUGGCGCUGCAUUUGUAUAUUGUAAUGACUCGGCUUGGCUUUGGUUCUGUUGUAAUUAACACCCUUGACUGAGACAAUAGCACUCCUGCUAUGAGAGCACCUUCAGUUUGCUGGGAAUACUCCAGAGGAGGAUGUCUAUGGCAUUUCAUUUUAUUUUCCUGCUUAGAUCCAAAAAAAGGCACAGACCUGCUGGCCAAAACUGGGGUGUUGUUUCAGCUUUUCUGUGGAUGAAUCCUAUCAGCUUUGGGUCGCUCGGUGUCUGUUCCCAUUGUGGCAUCCAGUGUGUUGCCCCUUAAAGCCUUACUUCCAUCCUUUCUAAAUGUGGCCUUAAACUGUGUUAGGAACUUUGGUGUUGUCUGUGUCUUGCUCACUUUCUCUGUUUGUUGUGGAACGAAUAAAAGGCACCUUGAGAUUUCUAUUACAGCUCAGUUGUGUUGCUGUCAGCUUACACUUCACAAAUACAAUGGAAAUUGCUUACAAAUGCAGUCUUUAAGGAAAGAAAAUGACCUUCCCUUCGGGCAAAAGGAAGUCUCAGACAUUCAUAUAAACCUUAGGAAAUUAUGAGCUCUGUUUCUUGCAAGUCACUGUAGAUAAGGAACUUGGUUUAAUUACAAAGUACAAACUUAGUAACUUCUAAUUUAUCUUCAGACUACAACAGGACAGACUGCUCUCAGUUGCACAAGACAAAUUGUAGAGUAAUUUCACUCAUUUUAACAUGCUGUAGUAGCAUUCCUCUCAGAUUGUACUGGUAGUUGGGAGAAGAAAUAUCCUCUUAAUGGUAUGGUCUUAAAUCUGAAGAAUAUCACCACGUAGGGCCAGAUUUUGGGUGUUGGUUGGGAAUCUAACAGUACAUUUAGAACAUGGUUGUGUUGUCUAAGUCAUCAAUGCAUUUCCAUAAAUUUGGCUUUUGGAGCUUCUUUCAAAGGUUGUCAUAGUCAGCAGAAAGCAAUGACUUCUGCUAAGGCUUGUGUAUGUUGGGUUUCUUUAAUAGUUUCCUCCAUGAGAACUGUAAUGUUUCAGUGAGUAGCACCAAUAUUCCCGGCAGGCUGCAGUGCUUCUAGGAAUCCCAAAUCCCGUCCUAUGUUGGUAUUCACAUGUGGAUACAACCCAAAGGCAACUGAAAAGGGUUUACAUAUAAAACAACAUUUGUGAAACUAAAAUAAUUAAUUCAAUGUAAUGAAAUUAUUUUUCUGACUUUGUCCUUUUGGUUCUGUUUUGGUUUGAUUGGAUUUUUCUAUUGCCUAACAUAGUCCAUAAUAAGUUAUUCCUAUUCUGUCAUUUUCAAAGACUGGUGGUAAUAUAGUUUUAAGAAAUAACUAUUUUGUUAUAGAUCAUAAUAUGCAUAAAAUUGUACAGAAAUAUUUUGUAAUCUAUUGAAUAAGAAAAAAGAAAACCGUGUAUAUACAGGGAAAAAAAAAGCUUAAAAAAUUGGAAAUUCAAAUGGAACACACUGAAAGAUGUAGAUAUUUUGCUAUUUAUUUAAAGGAGUAUUUUAUGAGAUAUUGAAAUGUCUUAAAUUGACCAGUAAUCAAAGUUCAAAGUCAGAAUGCUUUUCUUGUAGUAGAAUGUGAUUUUCAGCAAUUAUUGCACUACCCGUUUUUGCACCCUUUUGUCUUUCAUUUAGCAGAAACAAUGUGCCUUAGCUGUAUUCUUUGUCAAUGGGAGUUUGGUUCUUUGUCCAACAAAGCAAAUUUUUUUGCAGAACAAGAAAUGGAUGUAUGAAAUACUGUAUUAUACCAAAAACACUGCAGUGUAUAUAAUGCUUUCUGUCAUACGGUGUUUUCAGAUGCAGAGUUUUAAAAUAAAAAAAAAAAAAAGGCUGUCUUUA